Molecule: messenger RNA, 12390 nt
Organism: Paramisgurnus dabryanus
Lineage: Eukaryota; Metazoa; Chordata; Actinopteri; Cypriniformes; Cobitidae
Gene: kcnc3a
Product: potassium voltage-gated channel, Shaw-related subfamily, member 3a
Biological process (GO): potassium ion transmembrane transport; action potential; protein homooligomerization
Cellular component (GO): voltage-gated potassium channel complex; axon terminus; dendrite membrane
Molecular function (GO): protein binding; delayed rectifier potassium channel activity
Source: RefSeq, a predicted model, not a curated record
CAAAGGGAGGGAAAACACAGAGGGAUCGCGUGUCAUCAUUAGAUUAAGGACUAAAUUGUUUGGAAAUACUGAUUUUAUCUAAAGAAAAACAUCAAGGGAAGUAAACGGAACGGAGUGUAAGAACAUUUCAACAUGCUGUUUGUUCGGCAUUAAUAAUUUCAAACAGGCAUCCCAGCCUGCCGCUUACGUUAACUGUCUGUAACACUGGACAACGCGAACAGGUGAAGAUACGCAAGAAAUGAUGCUGAAACUGAGAAGAAAGGGAUGGACUGCUAAAAGAGCAAAUGUAUGAAGAUUAGAGAGAGAGAGAGAAGGAGGGAGAGAAAGAGAGAGAGAGGUGUUUCCCCGCUGCACGUUUCCUUCGGCUGGAUGGACUGUUUCGUUUAGGGAAUAAGAAGUAAUUGAUUAACACAAGCUUUAUUAUAGACAUAAAUGCAAAUUUAUCAGGGAAAGACAUUUACCUAAAACCUGGAAGGAUAGCAGUACCACCUGUAUAUUACGGAAACAUGUAUUGAAGGGACCAGGGAGGCACAUAGGCAAGGUAUAACAUAUGUAGCUUAUAUUUUUGGCAAGCUUGUCUUUUAUAUUACCAAAGGAACGAACCGUAGCACAGUGACGUUGCGAUGUUUUGCUAGGUGCUGUAGCACGGACAUAUUACAUUAUUCAUAAACUGUAGCCAGUUAUCAAAAAUACAUCUUGUUCUGCGCAGUCAUUCGGACCACACGCCGACAGGACCACUGCUUUCAUCCGAAAACUAACUACAUUUCACCUAACAUUUGUGCUAUUUGCGUGUUCAUGUGUGUGUGUUCAGUAACACACGCACUGCCCGCACGCGAACAGAGCCAGACGCACAACGAGCUCCUCCCACCCCCCUCCCUUCUCGGUUCUCUCUCCUCCUCUCCCACCCCCUGCUCCUCUAUGCUCAGUUCGGUGUGUGUCUCCACUUUCAAAGGGCGCAAGGGUGGGAACAAGUCGUCCAGCAAAGCAUGUUACAGCGCAGACAUGACUUGUCCGUCAGAGAGCGACAAAAUUGUGAUAAACUGCGGGGGGGUUCGGCACGAGACGUACCGCAGCACCCUGAAGACGCUGCCCGGCACGCGCUUGUCUUGGCUCACCGAGCCAGACGCGUUCAGUAACUUUGACUAUGACCCCAAAUCCGACGAGUUUUUCUUCGACCGUCACCCCAACACUUUCGCAUUUAUCCUAAACUAUUACCGCACGGGGAAGUUGCACUGUCCCAAUGAUGUGUGCGGUCCUCUGUUCGAGGAGGAGCUCGCUUUUUGGGGUAUCGAUGAGACAGACGUGGAGGCUUGCUGCUGGAUGAACUACAGACAGCAUCGGGACGCCGAGGAAGCGCUGGACAGCUUCGAGACACCCGAACCGGACCCUCCGGAAGACGACCCAGCUCUGACGGGUGGCGCUGACGGGGACCUGAAGAGGUUGUGUCUGCAGGAGGAUGGACGAAACCCCAGCUGGUGGAGUAUAUGGCAACCCCGAAUCUGGGCGCUCUUUGAGGAUCCAUACUCCUCGAAAUACGCUAGGUAUGUGGCGUUCGGCUCGCUUCUGUUCAUCCUCAUCUCCAUCUCAACAUUUUGCUUGGAGACGCACGAGGCCUUCAACACCAUCUACAAUAAGACAGAGAACGUGACGGUGGGAAACGUCACACGGGAGGAGGUUGUGUUUGAGGUAGUGACGGACAACUGGCUCACCUACGUGGAGGGAGUCUGUGUCAUCUGGUUCACCAUCGAGGUGUUCGCUCGCGUGAUUUUCUGCCCGGACAAGGCCGAGUUCUUCAAGAGCUCGCUGAACAUCAUCGACUUUGUAGCCAUUCUGCCCUUUUACCUGGAGGUGGCGCUGAGCGGACUCUCCUCUAAAGCAGCUAAAGACGUGCUGGGCUUUUUGCGCGUUGUGCGAUUCGUCCGAAUCCUGCGAAUCUUCAAGCUCACGCGCCAUUUCGUGGGACUGAGGGUGUUGGGUCACACGCUCCGCGCCAGCACCAACGAAUUCUUGCUCCUCAUCAUCUUCCUUGCUCUCGGAGUGCUUAUCUUCGCCACUAUGAUCUACUACGCCGAGCGCAUCGGCGCGUCCCCGGACGACCCCACGGCGAGCGCCCACACCACCUUUAAAAACAUCCCCAUUGGCUUUUGGUGGGCGGUGGUGACCAUGACGACGCUGGGCUAUGGUGACAUGUAUCCAGAGACAUGGUCUGGUAUGUUAGUGGGCGCCUUGUGCGCCUUGGCGGGCGUGCUGACCAUUGCCAUGCCUGUGCCCGUCAUUGUGAACAACUUCGGCAUGUACUACUCUCUAGCCAUGGCCAAGCAGAAGCUACCCAAGAAAAAGAACAAGCACAUCCCACGGGCUCCACAGCCUGGAUCGCCCAACUACUGUAAACCAGAUGCCCUGGCCAUGGCCACUGCCUCACCGCACAGGCUCAUGGGUAAUGUGCUGGGCAGUAUGGUGGGCUCUGGAAGCAUGGCGGGAGACUGUCCUCUUGCACAGGAGGAAAUCAUAGAGAUUAACAGAGCAGUAGGAUUAUAUUUCAACACUGCAAAAAACCCCAGCCACAGCAUCUUAGAUUACAUCCCAGAAAACGUCUCAGCCAAUUUUACAUCAUCUCUUCUCCUGCCCUCAUCAAGCCCUCCAAAGAGAAGGAAAUAUAAUCACGAAUAUCCUCAACCAGCUUCAGGCUCUGACAACUCAAAGCAGAAUGGGGAUGCUGCAAAUGCAGCUCUGGCCAAUGAAGACUGUCCCACCAUAGACCAGGUGCUGGGGCCAGACGACAGGAGUCCAGCCACUGGUGGGUUGGGGACAUGCACGGGGCGCGAACGUUACCCCCACGACCGGGCCUGCUUCCUCCUCAGUACCGGAGAGUUCCGCACCACAGACAGCAAUGUCAGGAAAGGUUGUGUCGUGUCAUGCGUUUCAGCCGGCUAUGAGAAGUCCCGCAGCCUCAAUAACAUCUCGGGGAUGUCGGGGGCUCCUUUGCGUCUGACCCCCAUCACCCCAAUCAACAACCAACCCUAUGAACCCUACGAGACCCCUGGCCCUCUACGCCGCUGCAGAUCCCCCAUACCCUCGAUUCUGUAGCACAGCGUAGGACACAACGACAAAUUAAACAAAGAAGGACGCUCAAUGCACCCUCAUUCUGCAAUAGUAUUAAUAAUCGUGAUAAUGACGCUAAGUACUCGCACCUCAGCUCCUCCAUUGUUUGGACAGGGUGGGACUAUUUUUAAUGUCAUGCCUCAAAGGGGGUUGAUGAGCUUUAAGUACUUAAAUGAAUCAAAUGAGCAUUUUCAGUCAUUUUAUCGCACAUACUUCAGGCAAUAUCUCAGACAGGCAACUAAAACAAUUAUAUGCUGUAUCUUCGAGCGAGUUAUGCCUUAUUAAUAUACAAAAAAAAGAAGCACUGAAUAAUGUUAUAAUAAAACCCCUCACUGGUCCGUAGGCAGCGGUGAGCACCCUGUAGGAAAUCUAUACCUGUAGUUGAAUGACUGUAGUUGGCUUUCCCACAUUCUCUGCCUGUUUGCUGGUUAUGUAAAAACUAUAAGACUGUGAAAUCCAGCAGGCUUAUUCAUUGAGCAGCAGUUGCUCUUUUGAUAAACCAUUAUAGGCCUUGAAAAAUAAAUUCUCUUCAUAUCAAAGCUUGGAGGUCACAGAAGACAAGUAGUUCAAGUGCAUGCAAGAAAUGACUAAAGUUAGGCAAGUAGAGCAUAACUAAACUAAAACUCAGUCCCGUUUAACUGCUACAUGAACCUAUACAUCUACUCUACUCUGCUGGACUGAUGUUAACAUAAAGCAAAGCCCUGAAGCGCUACUGUAAUGGAUCUAGAAUCGGAUUAGUUUGGUUGAUUUUAAGUUUUGGUGAUUUGGGCCAUGGAGCAUUAUCAAUAUCACUCGUAAGGACACUUUAACCUCACGUAAUCACAUCGCUUUAAAACAUUUCCAACAGUAACGGUGGUUUGCACUGAAUAUCUUGAAAAAUGUACCUCGCAGGGGACACUAUUUGUGAGCUAAGUCUAAAAAUACUUAAACGGUGUUUGUGCAAUACUGUAUCAACUAUUACGAUGACCUCAGAUGAGCUGGAGACUUUACUAUUUGCAACUAUUAACUUUAACUACUAUUGUAAAAUAACAGCGAGACCGAGAACUGAUCAUUACAAAAGGCUAUUUUUGUACUAUAAAGCAUUUAGACAUCAUAGGGGAUAGGAGUUGUGUGAGCUUUGAGUUGGAGUCUGGAGAUCUUGCAUGGAGAUGUACUAUGAACUUUUUAGUUUUUGUAUUUUGACAUACUACUCUGCAUUUUUGUCACAAGAACCAUACAACGAAACGAAAGGAGGAGCCAUCAUAUUAAGGGCCUAUAAACUUCUGCACUUCUUCUGGACCCUUACCAAUUUGUAUAGCGCAUGAAAGAACUUUUACUAUGGUAUUUCCUCAUAAAUAUGAAGACAUGUGAAGCUGCACUCCUCACUGGAUAUCCGCGUAUAAUGGGGCUGUGGUGAACCAGACAGUUCAUCUAAGGGCACGAAUUAACUGGACCUUCAUCAUCAUCAUCAUCACUGUCAUUAUCCUCCCUAAUCAUUAUUAUCAUUUCCGAUUACUGUUAUUCCUAUAAUUUGAAUGCAGUAUAAAAUCAGUUCAGUUUGUUUUCUCUCUGGUCCCCUUUUCUUUCUCUAUUUUUUUUGUUUUUUUUAUCUGCCCUGUCUUUUGGAUGCUGACCUUCGUACCAAUAUAAAGGAGGGAACAUUGAAUGGAUGCUGGAUUGACAGCGGUCAGUAAGAGAAGAAAAAGAUGACAAAAUGAACUCUUUGAAAUGCAUAUAUGAGGCAUAUGUUUCACUGUGUGGGGGUGCACAGAUUUCAUACACACCUCUCAGCAAUGGCAGCUCACAAAACUUCUUGUUUUCUUUUGUGUAAAGAAACUGAAAAUCUGAGGUGUAAAUGACAAAAAUUUUAUUAAGUUUUGUAUAUUAGUUAAACAGUUGAUCAGAAAUCCAAGGAGCAGUUCUUUUUAGUUUUACAGGAAAGAAUUAGUUUUGAUAUUCUGUAGUAAUAUCAAAACUAGUAGAUACACUUCAUCUAAAUUAAGCAGUGGAAUUCUACAAAGAGUCCAUUUUAUAUUUUCUCCAUUUGAAGAGAUGCAAAAGCCGUACUAUACGUUUAUCAAAUCCGCUUAAUCCCGGCCUUGGGCCAUUCAGAAAUACCGGUUUGUUAGCAGAAUCCAUUAAGAGGGUCUAAUAAAAAUGCAAAUUUACAAGAAAACAUGUCAGAUACACUUAGAGGCUUUUGCAUCUGAGCUCUUCAUUUGUUGUUAAUAUUACUGCCACAUUCACAGUAAAAAUAUACUUCAGGCACUAUUUAAAGUUUGACAGAUGCCUAGAGCCUUUUGGAGAACCUUUUUGUUUAACUUCUGCAAAUUCUCAAAAAAGUCAAAGACUUCUUUAAAAGGUGCUAGAGGUUCUUUAAAGGGUUCAGCCAGGGUGGCAUCUUAAGAAACCCAAAUGGUGCCUGAAGAAGGAUUUAAUUUUUACAGUGUAGCUCGUACACUCUCUCUCCUCCUCUCUUCUCUCGUUGUCAGCUAGAGAAAAGAAAGUAAUGGUGGUUAUUGAUUACAUAGAGUAUGCAUGGAGGAAGGAAACGGUGUUAUGAUUUGUCUGCAUGUGCACUGCUUCAUGUGCAUUUAAGGUCUCACUAAAGGCCAUGUGCUGGAUGUAUGCAGUGCCUCAUGUGAGCAGGUUGAUGCAGUAUCAAGGGAGCUCUUUUUUCAGAUCAGUGUGACAAGCAAAAUACAAAAGGGAUUAUUUCAGCAGAAGCAUUCAUGCUGAUCUGAGAUCCAUUAAGAUUUUUUUUCGAGAAAAAAACUAAAAAGAACUGUUUAGAUUGGUUUGGUUUCAAUUAUUGUAUUUAUUUUUUCAAAAGUGUAUAUUUGAAAUGUCUGUUCAAAGUAGGUCCAUAUUGAAUCAGCAGACUUUUUCACAUUCUAAAAAAAGAAAAAAUUACCAAAAUGAUAUAUUUAGAGGGAGAGAAAGAGGGAAUCACAUAUCGUCACCUUAAUCCCUGUGUGGUUCUGGUCUGCCCAACACUUUUUAUUUCUCAUCUUCACCUCAUGAUCCUCAUACUCUGCAUUUCAUUUUUCAAUCUUUUUUUUGUUUUUUUUCUGCUCUUUAUGAGGGUCUAGAGGUCUCAAUGAUGUGUACAGUUUUGAAGGUUGACUUUGUAAUUUCCACAUGCAUGGAUUUUCAUUGUGAGCAAUAAGGGAAUUCAAAGUCUACGUGACAAGUGUUUUGAUAAGACAAUGUAUUUUGUAAAGAAGUUUAUGUACAUGUAUGUUCAUAUAAGUGUGUACAUAUGGAUGUGUAUAUUCAUACACAUGCAUAUCAAUGAUUUGCAUGAUACAAAUGUACAAACGUUUUUCAUUGCUGUUACCAGUAUUUCUGUUAUUCUUGACUUAUUUUUGCAUGCUGGGAUGCUAUUGGGUGGCAGAGACCAUUACAACAACUGUUUUAUAUUGUUUGUAUUUAUUAAUGAGGGUUUGAAUAUGCUUUAACUAUGUACCUGUUUGCUUUAGUUUUUCUUCUCUUUUUUUUCUGUUCGAAAGCAUCAAAAGCAUUGCAGAUUGUCAUUUUAUGAUUUAUUCUUUUUCAUCUUUUCGCAGAGAACUAUUCUGAAAGCCCAGUGCUUAUCAGGUAUAUGCAAAAAGAAGCAGUAACUGUGAACUAAUCCUAGAACAGAAAAUCCACUUCUUCCUUUUACAAAUACAUUCCCGAACGAACACCUGCCCCCCUGUCCCCCAAAACCAACAUCAGCUCCUGUACAUUCCAUUCAGUCUUCAAAGACGAUUUCAGUUCUGUAUUGCCAUCUCACUCACCCCAAACCCAUACCAUCAUCAAUCUUAUAGUUAUGCAUUAUUAAUGAGGAUUUUUCUUGUUGCAUUAACUUCAGCUCUGACCCCCUCUGCAGGUUUUACGGGGGAACGAACUGACGUAGCAUUCAGUGUUGUAGCUCACUAGCACUCUUUGGUCACUUUAUUUUUAUUUAAACAAUACAUUUAGGCGUUCAUUGGAAUGGCUUGCACCGUCAGAACGUUCUUGUGCAAAGCAGCGGUUCUUCCAUUUGUCAUUCAAUAAUACCACUGUUCAGGGAAGUGGAGGAUAAUGAUAAUGGCACUGACUACAGCGAUGCAUGUUUCCACACAUUCUUAAAAAAUGCUGCAUCCUAAUGCAUAUUUUGGUUUUUCUGUGUUUAGUCGAUUUGUAGAGGCAAGUCAGGGUGGGCAGAGUAGGAGGGGCCAGAUCCAUUUACAGUAAAUCCCUUUACGAGUAGUAGAGAGAGGCCUGCUCCUAGUAAGCUUAGUUACCCAAUGCCCUGGUAAGCAGAAACAAAGCUGCAUGUGACCACAGAGGAAGAUGUAAAUAAUUCUCGUGUACACAAAUUGCAUGUUAACAGCACAGAAGCUAUAGCGUGUGGCAUUUGAAAUAAGGAGAGCAAGUAAGUUUAAGCAGUUCAAUUAUAUUACCCAGAAUCCUCUCUGUCUCUGUCAGACUUACGCUCCCCUAUCACUACUCAGGUAUAUCUCUCUUUUGUUUGUCUAAACCAGUGCUUCCAAAAUGAUGUCAUUUAAAACAGACAGAGAGAAAGAGAGACAGUGAUGAUUUAUCCACAUCCCGUUUAUAUGUGCAUAUAUGAAAUAAUUCUGUUUUCUCAUCAAGUCUUCCUGGUUCACAGUGUCCUACCCGUCUUUCACCAGUCCACCGUUUUGUUAUCUCCCACCACUGUCAUUUCACGUCAUUUUAAUUUAUUGACUCUACUGCUUCCAAAAAAAAAAACAGCCACCACCAACCAAAAAGCCCGGAUAACAUAAGAAAUCAAGGAAAACCAUUCACUUGUUAAAACUUUUCAAACACGGUUUGCCAUAAGUGGAUUACAAAAAACUGUAUAUGGAAUCAGGACUCGACCGAAUCAGGAGAUGAAAACAUGAGGGACAGAUUGUGUGUUUGAGUGUUAAGAGGAUUUUCGACAAAUGAAGACAGGCGCCGUGAAAUGGAGGACAGUUUGGGGAAGAAAGAAAAUAAAAGAGGAGGAGUUGCGCUGAACGCUUCUCAGUUGCUGAGCUUCUGAACUGCCCCUUUAUCACUUCAGAAGAGCUCCACGACUGCAGAGCCGAUCCAGAGUCAAACCCCAGGGUCGCCACAAGAUUAGAGAUGACUCGGAGAAGACGAAAGAGAGAAAAUGAGAGAUGAAAGAAGUGCUAAACCGACUUGAAAAGAAAACAUUGUGUCACUCAUCUCUCCAUUACUCAUUUAACCCCUGAGUAUAUCAGUCCGACGUAGGUGCAAUAACCUGAUGAUGAUUCUGUUUCUUUGGAGGAUGUCAAACUUUGAUUCUUCCAGGGAUCCUAAAGGGCAAAAUUCAGCAUACAAACUUUGGUAUGUUCAGGCAAGUCCCUUUCUCUAACUACCUGUAGAGCGAGGUGGAAAAUGGAUGCAAUUUAAAUGGACAAGAACUAUUUUUGUGGCGUGUGAAGUUUAAUGCACCUGCAACCUCGUGUUUCCACAAGUGAAAAAAUCCAUCAUCAAUUUCAAUCCAGUCUUAGAUACAACUAAUGUGUGGAAAAAUACCCAUCAUGCUCUUUCAACGCUAUGCAAUUCAACCACACAUUGAAAUCAACAGACCACGGUCAAGUUCAUCAAAAGCUUGGAUCACCCAAACUUUUCCUCUCUCUCUCUGACCUUUUGGAAAUCUUGCACGUGCUUUAAUUAAAAUAGACUAUACAACAUCAUCAGUCUGGCAUAUAUACCACACAAACUCUUUCCCAUCCAUUCCAUUGGAAAUCUUAUUAAGAGUGUCCUGCUCAGGGCAGACUUUUUAAAGAAACGAUUGUCAACAUCACUCUCUCGUCUCUCUCUCUCUCUCUCUCUCUCUUUCUCUCUAUCUUAGUUAAGCUCUCUGCAUCUCAGCAUUUCUGUUCCACUGUAGAUGAACUGCAUGGCAUGAAUGAAAUGGGAAAAAAGAGAGAAAGGUGCUAGAGAUCACACCGAGAGGAACCUGAUAUGAAAUUCAAAUCAUAGACAGGACCGCUCUGUUUGCACAGUAAAACGGCUGGUCGAAAUAAACUCUGGAUCAAUGGAUGGAGACAUCACGGAUGAUAAAACGCUACGCGAGGAACAGAAAAAAUGACAUACUGUACGUGCAUGACACCUGUUGAUGGACAGAGGGGUUUUUAAGCGGACUGGGUGAACUUUAAACAAAAGUCAAAAAAAGAGAAAAAAGAAAGAGAAAUUUAAAAAUGCAUUUUCUCACUUUGUUUACCAGCAUGACUAAACUGCAUGACUUCUGUAAGCCCUGAACCCCAAAUUAGAGGGCUUGAAAUCACUAAACAGCAAAAUCAAAUGGAAACAAUAAAGGUUUAUGCUAAAUGCUACUAAAUUUAAAAAAAAAAGAUUAUAUUUAAAAAAAAGAGAGGCUCUAUAUUUUGUUUUUGAAUAUAAAAGAAUAAUGUAAAAAUAUAUAGGAUUGCAAGAUUCAUACGGUUUUGUUGGAAUACAAACCCCCACCAAGUCUAGCCGAAUGAUGAGAUGAACCCCUUCAACUACUGCUCCCUCCAUGGCUUCCUUUUUGAUUUUCUGUCGUUUCAUCCUUUACUUGAACUCUCCUGGCUCUCUGCUCUGCCCUUCACAGUCUAUGCUGAGCAUUGCAUCACCCCUGCGGUCUCUUGUCAUGGUCUCCAGCAGUGACAUCACAGCUCCCGUGGAGAGCUACAGGGCUUUGCUUUUAAUGGUUAUGAGUCUGUAGUGCAAGGCGGGUGUGGGAUUUCUUUUCACGUUUGUAUCAUGUUCUCGGUGAGGUCGUUGAAGGGAUGUGUUUUGAUUUGCAAUAUAACUUAUUCAUUUCUGUUCUUUGGGUAAAUCAAAGCUUUAAGAAGUCUUAUGAAUAUUAGCUUUGUGUGAACUUGAGAGUUCGACACUCUGAGCACUUACAUUGCAAAGUACUAUUGUCCUAUCAAGCCAUAUAAUAUAAGAGCAGCGCCAACAUCAAGAUCACAGGUGCUCAGGAGGACAAGCUGAAACCAGAAGAUAGCUUUGUGUAGUGUUUUUUCAUUAGCAUCUAAUUUUGUUUAUUCUUCUUGUAAACUUCCAUAUUGACUUUGAGCUUGAAUGAUAUCAAAUCAUCAUUUCAUUAUUACUGCUUUUACGCCACGUUUGAUCUCAUUUGCUUUACCAACAAUGGAUGAAUGCAACAAGGGAUGAUGGGUUUAAUUUGUCAAACUGCUACUAUUAAGUUAUUUGUAUUUUCAUGUUUAAUUAUUAAGUGUUCAUAUUCUCAAAAACUUUUCUUUUCAUUCAUUAUUUCCAGAAUUUGAUGCAAACUUUGUUUAGCAACUACCUAUGCAACACCUAAGCAAAACCUUAGCAGCUUCCACACAUGUCAUGUCCUCAGGCCAGCUGGCUGGUGUCUGUUUAUUGGUGCUGUGUGUCCAGGCAGUCGAGGUGAAGACAUAUUUGCAGCUCCUUUACUAUGAGAUCAAGGGCCAGCAUUGUGUAGCGUGUAGUGCACAGAAGAAGUAACGUUAGCAGCUGGACUAAGUAGCUUGAAGGUACAACAAACGUGUGCAGCUGUAGUAGCCAUGUCGCUGGUGCACUCUCCUAAGUUACCUUCUCACUUAAUGUCUUCUUUUGGUUCAGGGGUGUACAGCCCAGUAUAUACGCGAUGCAGGAAGACAUCCAUGCACUUUUCAAGUGAAAAUAUACAUUUAUAUGUAAGCAUAUACUCAUCUCAGAGAAUAUAUUAGAGAUAUAUGUUACCAAAAGGAAAUGUCACUUUGCAUCUCGCUCGCAUUUGCAGUAUGCUUACAAUGAGAUGUGCCUCUCUGGUCGAUUAAAUAGUUCAUUUUCACAAAUAGAUAUUACUGGGCAGGAGCAAUAAUGACGGAACGCCACCCGUUUCACGUAGUUUAGUGUCGGCAUUAGGAAUUGGGGGACAGGUUGAUUUCAUUCCUACUAAAUACAGUGUGCCUGAAACUGUUCCCUGAAUAUUUAUGUAUGUUAAUCGGCCACAUCGUUUCGAAGACGGCUCUCUCGGUUCUCUAGCGUGUAUGAGAAUUUGUCCUGUGUGUUUCAGCCAUACAUGCAUUUGCUGAGUAAGGUCACGUCCCCACACUUGCAUACCUUUACUUGAAACCCAAAUACAAAACAUAUCAGAGAGGAGCAGAACAAAGCCAGAAUCUAAAUUCACUCUUUCUCGUUUUCCUGUUUGCAUCCCCCUCUCAUUCCUCUCUUCCCUCCUGUUCUCGAUUUUUGAGGAAGACGCUUUUUUGCAUCUCUUGUUCUUGUGUUUUUCUAUCAUAUUGUUUGAAGUCGUUUGAAGAUUAUAAUGCAUGCAUGGAGUAAAAUGAGGACAAUAAUUUGUGAAUGGCCAGAUUGAACCAUCUCUUUCACCUGGGCUCUCUACUCUGCUACCUCUCCUCCCUCUAUACAGAGAGAAAGAAAGAACACCUCUGGCUAAAACAUAUUUCCCCUUUUCCUUUCAAAUGUAGCAGUACCAAAAAUACAUUAUGGGUAUACAUUAGCCAUAAUAAAAAUGACCUUACUUAUAUAUAGUUUUUAUGUUCGUGUAAAUUUGGUGCCUGGUGUGUCUGAAGAAAAUUUCGGUAGCCUUCAUUUUAGCUAAUGCUAAACAAGAGCUUCCACAGACUCAGAGCUGAAACAAAGAUGCAGCAGACCCUCAGUUUAUUUGUUUAUCAGUUGUGUCUGUGAACCUACAGUACUAUUAUAUAUUUUGGCCACCAUAUUUUUUUAUACUUCAGUUGCACUUUAACUUGCUGUCUCUACGUGUAGCUUGUUUAAAGGGGGAAUUCAUUGCACUAUCAAUCACAGCAUACGGAGCUGCUGUGUCUACUGCUGAGCGCGACCUUAACCAUACAUAAACCCCCGAGUUAAUAAACCGAGACAGAGAUAGAGAGAGAGCAAGAGAGAGAGAGAGAGAGGCCAGUAAGAAAGAGAAGGUUCCCAAAACAAUGAACGAGUUCUAUGCUACGUACUAAGAUUGAUGCUGGAUACAAUUUUAUUGUCAUAAAUAAAAGAGAAAAAAUAUCAAGAACUGUAUAAAACAUAUUUCAAUGGAAUGUUUAUUAUUUACCUUUUAUAUUUUUGAAAUGUAUAAUAAAAAAAACUAUUAAUAAACUGUAAUAAUUUAACAGAGUUUGUGAAAACUGAGACUUAAAAAAUUGUUAUAUUACUAAAAGUAUGAAAGUUUGAACGUGAAUGCAAACCUACCUGAUCAAAUCUUCUCCAUUACAGAUAGGAAAAGUAAAAAAAGAACAUUAGAAAAAUGAGAUACAAUUAAAAAAGUUAUCAAAAACUCAAUAAAAAUGUUAAAAGCUCAUGCCAAAAUUUUCA